This is a messenger RNA of Anguilla anguilla (European eel), 1196 nucleotides long. Its product is annotated as synapsin-1-like. Lineage: Eukaryota; Metazoa; Chordata; Actinopteri; Anguilliformes; Anguillidae. The coding region runs from base 67 to 924 and encodes 285 amino acids. The transcript is spliced from 2 exons. The record is from RefSeq and is a predicted model, not a curated record.
GCGUGCAGCCUACCAGCUGCGUCUCAGGGGAGGUACGCGGAUGUUAAGAGGGCUGUCCUGGACAGGAUGGGUUACUCCCCCGAGGACCACCGCCGCCGGUUUCAGACGGCGAAGCUGGGGCCAUCGGACCGGCCAUUUGUCUUUAGCCAACACCUAAGGGACGCGGCGACCAGAUGGCUGAAGCCGGGGGAGUCCGCUGGGGAGCAACGGGUGCUGAGAGUAGUUGGUUUGGGGCAGUUUGUGGAGGGGCUACCGGCCAGCACUGCGCCCUGGGUCCGGUGCCAUCGGCCGAGGGACAUGGAAGCAGCUGUCGCGUUGGCGGAGGACCACCUGGCAGAGCACCCUCAGCGCCCAGCAGAAGAGGGGAGGACACCGGCGAUGCAGCGUCCUACCCCAGCGCCAAGACGAAAACCCCCUCCCUCCCCUUCUUCACGUUCAGUUCGCCCUCCCCCUCGCCCCCGCACUAACCCUCCCUCUGCUUCUCCUGUUCCACCACGGGUUCCAGCCGCUACGGGCACUGUUCCCACCUCACAGGGGGCUCCUCAAACGUCGGGGCAGGAGUGCUGGCGGUGCGGGCAGCCCGGACACUUCUGCAGCGAGUACCCUCUGAUGGAGGUCGGCCAAGUGAUCCGGGUUGCUGGCCCACCGGCAUCCUCCCCCGGUUCAGGAGAGACAUACAGCGUUCCAGCCUGCGGCCUUGCCCCAGUCUCCACAUUCCCAGUUACCUUGGCGAUGAGGGCAAAGAGCGAUGGAGAGCUACGGAGAGGAUGGAAUGCAGGUCAGUCCCGUCCCGAGUGCACUCCUGAGAGGACCCGAAAAGCUCUGGCACCCACAAUGGGGAUAUACCGCCCCCGUCCCAGGCACUAUACUGUGCUGUUGUGUUGCGUGCUGAGAUGCCUAAUUAGUGAUGUAACGUGUGUGUGACCACAGACAGAGACUCCAUGCUUGUGAGAUGUGACCAUAUGAUGUGUGAUGCUUAGAAACUACUAUCAAGACUGAGACAACUUAGUGAGUCUUUGGAGAAUGCCUCUGCAUGCUGUGUAGUGGGUAUUUCCCUGGUGCAUAUUGUACUAAAGUCUGUUACAGUGGGAAAAUGUCAUCUGGCCAGAUGAUUUCCUGUCUACCUCAUGUACCUGCUUUGAGUGGUUCCUAUCAAUGCAGUGAUUAUUUGACACAUUGUAUGGUAGUUAGCAUUU